GACCCCAAAACCUCCCCCUCCUCUUACACCCCACAGCCAGCAUCACCCUGGACCCCGACACCGCUCACCCUGACCUCGUCCUCUCCGAAGACAGAAAGAGUGUGAAACGUGGGGCAGGACAGCAGGACCUUCCCGAUAACCCCGAAAGAUUCGCCUACUGGCCCUUUGUUUUGGGCCACCAAAGCUUCUCCUCCGGCCGGCACAGCUGGGAGGUGGAAGUGGGGGAUGAAGGGGACUGGGCCAUCGGCGUGGCCCGAGAAUCCAUCCCACGAAAGGGUCAACUCAGCCUAUGUCCCAAAGGGGGGAUUUGGGGGGUGGAGAAAUGGGGGGGACAGAUCCGGGCUCUCACCACCCACAAGGUGACCCUGUUAGCUCUGCGCUGGGUGCCCAGGAGGGUCAGCAUCCACCUGGACUACGAGAGCGGUCAGGUGGCAUUUUUUGAUGCUGAUAAGAGGGCUCUGAUCUUCAUUUUCCCAUCGGCGUCAUUCAAAGGGGAGAGCAUUCACCCCUGGUUCCUGGUGUGGGGUGAGGGCUCUCAGAUCACGUUGUGUCCCUGAAUAUCUCCUGUACCCAAACACCAACAUUACGUCCCCAACAUUCCUAUCCCAGCACUCUGGGGGGCUCCGACUGAACUCCUCGUUGGG
This is a messenger RNA of Meleagris gallopavo (turkey), 644 nucleotides long. NCBI's taxonomy places the organism in Eukaryota, Metazoa, Chordata, Aves, Galliformes, Phasianidae. The record is from RefSeq and is a predicted model, not a curated record.